Messenger RNA from Panonychus citri (citrus red mite), 1559 nucleotides. RefSeq names its product cytochrome P450 2J4-like. The coding region runs from base 1 to 1464 and encodes 487 amino acids. The record is from RefSeq and is a predicted model, not a curated record. NCBI's taxonomy places the organism in Eukaryota, Metazoa, Arthropoda, Arachnida, Trombidiformes, Tetranychidae. The transcript has a single exon. Gene Ontology annotation, molecular function: oxidoreductase activity, acting on paired donors, with incorporation or reduction of molecular oxygen; heme binding; monooxygenase activity.
AUGUUAAUUAAAUGGAUUCUUGAGACAAUCAAAUCGAUCAGAUCAUUACCAUCAGGACCAUGGGGAUUUCCAAUCGUUGGCUAUUUACCGAUGAUUAAACAACAUCUUUACCUGGAGUUUGACAAAUUAUCAGCCAAAUUUGGUCCCGUUUUUAGUAUUAAAUUGGGUCAAGAAAACAUUGUGGUCAUUUGCGAUUGGCCUCACAUAAAAGAAGCCUUUACGAAUGAGGCUCUAUUAGCUCGACCUGAUACCGUCUUUUUCCCUGGUAUUAUCGAAGUGCCUUCGCUUACUGAAAUGUCGGGUGACAUUUGGCGUGAACAUCGUCGACUUUCCCUUCAUAUACUUCGAGAUGUUGGCUUGGGUAAAAGUGUCCUCGAAAAUGCCAUCAAGGAGGAGAUACAAUGUUUCCUGAAUGCCCUUGAUGCCGACGGCAAACCAGUCAAUUUCUUAAAGAAAUUGGCCCCAUCAGUGUCAAACAACAUAUCGCUCCUGCUGUUUGGUCACAAAUUCAAUUAUGAUGACAGUGUUAAAAUGAAUCUCGACAAUAGUAUCGAUAUCAUUGGACGACAGUUUUCAUUUGCUGAUAUUUUCAUCUUUUUACCUUGGUUGGCUCGUCUUUUAGUGACAUUCGGUGCGUUUAAAAUGGAUCUAAUUAAAAAAAGUCUUUUAUAUAUCGAAUCAUAUGUACAAAGUGAAAUAGAUUCUCAUGAGAAGAAAAAAUCUGAGGAAAUGACUGAUUAUAUUGAUGGUUAUCUGAGAGAGAAACAGAAACGAGAAAAAAACAACGAAAAUGAACCAAAUUCGGAUCAAGGUUCGAAUAAUUUUAGUUAUGAUAUUUUACGUCGAAAUUGCUUCACAUUUUUCGCCGCUGGCUUGGAGACUCUCCAUUCGACAAUGACAUGGGCGGUAUAUUACCUCCUGAAAACCCCUGAAUUUCAGGAUAAAAUACAAUCAGAAAUAGAAGAGGUGAUUGGACACGAACGGAACCCCGAUUAUUCAGAUCACAGUCGAAUGCCUUUUACUUUGGCCUUUCUCUAUGAGGUACACAGACACUCGUCGAUUGUUCCUGUUAAUUUGUUCAGAAGAGCUUUUCGUGAUAUAACCAUUGGUACUCAUAAAAUACCCAAAGGUACUUCCAUUUUAUUCAAUUUCUGGUCUGUUCAUUAUGAUCCCAGUUUAUGGACUGAGCCUGAGAAAUUUGAUCCAUCGCGAUUUUUAGUCGAAAAUGGUACUAAAGCCGUUAAACCUCCUUAUUUAGUCCCAUUUUCGGGCGGUAAAAGGAUCUGUCCUGGUGAAGGAUUAGCUAAUGUUGAAGCUUUUCUUUAUCUCGUUUCGAUUUUACAAAAGUUUAGAAUCAAAUUAGAAACUGGAACUGAAUUAAAUCCUGAAAUCAGCUUCGGCAUUUCAAGACGACCUACAACUUUACCUGAUAUUAUAUUUGAAAGAAUUAAUCAAACCAAUUAACUCAUUUCAAGGGUUUUGCUUGUAAACUUGAUUAAAAUCAAUUAAUUUUCGAAAAGAGUAUUAAUAAAAUUCAUUAUAACUGAUUGUCUGUUAAA